AAAUGAUAACAUGCGUAUUUUCGCUUCUUAUGCAGAUCGAUGUACACAUGUGGCUGUAACAAUGCACCCCGUAUCUUGAUCAAUGGAAGAGCGGCUUUCCACUGGUCAUGGUGUGAUUAUUUUUAAGAUGUUAUACACACAAAAUUUGAAUGCCCUCGAAAGGGGAAAAAUGUGGAUUUGCCCGUCGCACGAAGGACUGGUCAGAAAGAUGGAACAAGGAUUUCGUACAAGCGGUAUUAUUAUGAGAGAUACAAGAUACAAAUUCAGGUUGACAACCAUCCCCUGUUGGUCUCCAAGACGCCAGCGAAAGAAAAGGAGAGCUGGUUUGCCGGACGUUGUAAUAUUAGUUGCGGAGUUAUGUCAAUUGACCGGUUUGACCGAAGAACAGCGGCGAAAUUUUACAGUUGACGUCCGCUUGGCGACUAAGACCAGAAUCCCACCGCUGUCACCAGUGUAACAAUGCACCCCGUAUCUUGUUCAA
This is a messenger RNA of Coccinella septempunctata (seven-spotted ladybird), 481 nucleotides long. RefSeq lists its product as uncharacterized. The transcript has a single exon. The record is from RefSeq and is a predicted model, not a curated record. Gene Ontology annotation, molecular function: protein binding. Bases 83 to 457 code for a protein of 124 amino acids. Lineage: Eukaryota; Metazoa; Arthropoda; Insecta; Coleoptera; Coccinellidae.